CACUGGCCUUCUCCCCGCCCCUCUCGGCUUGGGCAGGUCUCUGCAGCUUUAAGAGGGUCGCGCGGCCUGGAGGGUCCCGCCGACCGUCGCCUCAGUUUGGGCUUGGUUCCUUUGCUUCUGUUUUCUUUCUUCUCCCCCGUGGAGGGUUUGGACCCCUCGAGCUCCUGAGGGAGGCGCUGUGCCCCAGCCCACCCUCCUCUUCGCGCUCCUCCCGAAGGCGGCUGGGGACCCCUCCGGAGCGCCCUGUGAGGUGGCAGCACCCACGCCCACUCCCCUCAGCCUGGGAGCGAGGAAGAGGAGAGCCUCCCCUCCCCCUCCCCUUUGGCGGCGGCCCCCCAAAAUGGCGGCGGCCAAGGAGGAGGGGCCAGGACCGCGCGCCAGAGUGGAGAUGCAAGGCCUGGUCCAAGUGGCAGCAUAAGGCACUUCAGUCUGUGGAGUGUCUUCAGUUUGAAGACAAAACUGAUGCAGUGUUUGGUAACAUAGAAGAACGUGCAAACUUUAUAAACCCUGAGAUGUCUGAGAAGACCGUCCACAACCUCACUCCUGCUUUUGACAGCAUCCCCUACAGAAUGCAGAACCGGACAGGAUCGACCAACUCUUUGCUGGAUGACAGUGAUUAUUUCCUGAACUCAGGGGACCUUGCAGGAAUUCCUGUUGUUGGGAGUGACAAUGAAGAGGAGCAGACUUUUGCUCCAAAGGACGGUCUCUCUUCUGCCCUUCGCUCUGAAGACAGCCGGGGAGAUGGAAGGAGAGUCCGGGAUCAUGUGGUGGACAAUGAAAAAGACACCCCAAUGCAAAACAUGAUCCAGAAGGACCUCUCUCCCCCUUUUGACAAGGGACCUUCUGUGUUUAAGUCCCUUCGGAAAGACUUCAGCAUAGCAAGAGAUGAUAGUAAAGACACUUUUUUGACAAAAGAGAAAAACAGAGAAGGAUCUUUCCAGGAGCGUGACAAACGUUUGGAAAAGAUGCCGAAGGAGCUGGAUUCCAGGUUGAAAAGCAGUUUGCUUGAUAAAUCAGUUGCUAAUCAAGUAGAUGAAACGUUACGGACACAUUUAGCACCACAAACACCGGAAACUAACUUCAGGGAAUCUAGCUACCUAUUUGCUAAUAAAGACUCUGUUGGCCAAGAGCUGGGGAAUUCCUAUGCGCCCAAUAUUAGAAUCAAGGAAGAGCCUUUGGAUAAUGACUAUGAUAAAGCUAUGGCACCUCAGCCAGGGCUGCUGAAUAAAAUUAAGGAUGAACCAGACAGUACUGAGGACUAUGGCCAGCAGCCAAAAACUCAGGAAGGGGAACUGAAAAUCAGUGCUGUGUUUUCUGUCAGUGGCAGCCCUCUUGCUCCACAGCUGACCUCAGGUUUCCCACCUAACACGCCAUCCUCUGGCAUGAACAAACUACUUCCGUCGGUCCCAAGUACGGCCGUUCGGGUUUCCUGUUCGGGAUGCAAGAAGAUCCUGCAGAAGGGACAGACGGCGUAUCAGAGGAAGGGCUCCACUCAGCUCUUCUGCUCCACACUGUGCCUCACGGGAUAUACUGUACCAGCUGCCCGACCACCACCUUUCACCAAGAAAACCUGUUCCAGCUGCUCAAAGGACAUCCUGCACCCAAAAGAUGUGAUUACAGCUCAGUUUGACAAUACAAACUCCAGCAAGGAUUUCUGUAGCCAGUCCUGUCUCUCUGUGUAUGAGCUGAAAAGGAAGCCUGUUGUCACCAUCCAUACGAACAGUAUUUCCACCAAGUGCAGCAUGUGCCAGAAGAAUGCAGUGAUUCGGCACGAAGUGAAUUACCAGAACGUCGUCCACAAGCUCUGCAGCGACGCCUGCUUCUCCAAGUUCCGCUCCGCCAACAACUUGACCAUGAACUGCUGUGAAAACUGUGGCGGCUACUGCUACAGCGCCUCGGGGCAGUGCCACACGCUCCAGAUAGAGGGGCAGUCCAAGAAGUUCUGCAGCUCAGCGUGUGUCACCGCAUACAAGCAGAAGUCUGCAAAAAUCACCCCCUGUGCACUAUGUAAAUCUCUGAGAUCUUCAGCUGAGAUGAUUGAAAGCACAAAUAACGUGGGGAAAACAGAGCUCUUUUGUUCUGUGAAUUGCCUGUCAGCACACAGAGUCAAAAUGGUCACAUCAUCAGGUGUCCAGGUCCAAUGUAAUAGCUGUAAAACCUCAGCCAUCCCCCAGUAUCACCUUGCAAUGUCAGAUGGGAGCAUACGUAAUUUUUGCAGCUAUAGCUGUGUGGUGGCUUUUCAGAAUUUGUUCAACAAGCCCGCAGGAAUGAAUUCCUCCGUGGUCCCCUUGUCGCAGGGACAAGUGAUCGUCAGCAUCCCCUCAGGAGCGACAGUCUCUGCGGCGGGUAAUACUACCUCAACGGUCUCUCCCAGCUCUGUCAGCAGCUCAGCCGCAGCUGGCCUCCAGAGGCUGGCUGCCCAGUCCCAGCAAGUAUCCUGCACCGUCGCCAAGCUCAGGUGUCAACACUGUAACCGCCUCUUUGCAACGAAGCCCGAAGUGCUCGACUACAGGGGCAAAAUGUUCCAGUUUUGCGGCAAGACCUGUUGCGAUUCAUACAAAAAGAUAAACUGUGUCAUGUCAAUGUGUGAAUACUGCAAGAUUGAGAAAAUCAUUAAAGAGACAGUGCGAUUUUCAGGCAUUGAUAAAUCAUUCUGUAGUGAAGGCUGCAAGUUGCUUUACAAGCAUGACUUAGCCAAACGUUGGGGGAAUCACUGUAAAGUGUGCACCUACUGUUUGCAGACGUCUCCGAAGCUGGUGCAGAAUCACUUUGGAGGCAGGGUGGAGGAAUUCUGCUCAGAAGAUUGCAUGUCAAAGUAUACCGUUUUGUUUUAUCAAAUGUCCAAAUGUGAUGGGUGCAAAAGGCAGGGUAAACUCAGUGAGUCCCUGAAGUGGCGGGGUGAAAUCAAGCAUUUUUGCAACUUGCUUUGCAUCUUGAUGUUUUGCAACCAGCAGUGUGCAUCAGACCCACCACCGCCUCCCCCACCACCACCACCGCCUCCCCCACCGCCUCCAAAUAAUGCAGCAAACGUUUCUAUGACACCAACACCUUCAGCAGGGCCCCCUUUAUCUCUCAGGAAGGACUCUACCCCAGUGAUUGCAAACGUGGUGUCGCUUGCCAGCACACCAGCUGCUCAGCCGACAGCCAACUCCAAUAACGUUUUGCAAGGUGCAGUUCCUACUGUAACAGCAAAAAUAAUUGGAGAUGCAAGUACUCAGACAGACGCUUUGAAGCUCCCACCCUCACAGCCACCCCGGCUCCUCAAGAACAAAGCCUUGCUGUGCAAACCCAUAACCCAGACCAAGGCCACUUCUUGCAAGCCUCAUACGCAGCAUAAGGAAUGCCAAACCGAAGAAGAAGAAGAUGUUCCACCCAAAAUCAUUAUGGUGCCUGUUCCCAUACCAGUGUUUGUGCCAGUCCCACUUCAUCUCUUCACCCAGUAUACACCAGUCCCUCUGGGAAUGCCAGUCCCGGUCCCGGUUCCUCUGUUUGUCCCCCCUGCCCCAGAGAGCACCAGCAAAGCCAGAGAAGCCGUUCCAGACGUCAAAAAGAACUCUGCCAAUCCCUUCGAGGCCGAUCUCCUCCAGAUGGCAGAAAUGGUUUCGGAAGAUAAGGACAAAGAACACUCUCAAGGAGGCUCUCAAACAUCUGAGCAUGAGCUGUUCCUGGACCCCAAAAUAUUUGAAAAAGACCAGGGCAGCACAUACAGCGGGGACCUGGAGUCAGAAGCGGUGUCGACCCCCCACAGCUGGGAGGACGAGCUGAAUCACUAUGCGCUGCGCUCCAGUACAGUGCCUGAGCCCGAGCCUGAACCAAAACAGUUCUCCAAAGGCGAGCUGGAGCAGGACCUGGAGGCCGACUUCCCGUCAGAUUCCUUUGACCCAAUCAGCAAAGGGCUAGGUCUUCAUUCGCGUGCACGAGCGAGGCGGAGACAUAGAGACGGUUUUCCGCAACCGAAAAGAAGGGGCAGGAAGAAGUCCAUCAUUUCUGUGGAACCCCGGAUCCUGGUGCAGAGCUCAUACCCAGGCUGUUCUGUUUCUGGGAUGAGUCUCAAAUACAUGUAUGGGGUGAAUGCCUGGAAAAACUGGGCCCAGUGGAAAAACACACAGGAAGACCAAGGAGACUUGAAAUUUGGAGUUCGGUCUGUGAAGCUCAAAGAGGACAUCCUCUCGUGCUCCUUUUCGGAGCUGAGUUUCGGCUUGUGCCAAUUCAUCCAGGAGGUGCGGCGACCCAACGGUGAAAAGUAUGACCCCGACAGCAUCUUAUACCUGUGCCUUGGAAUUCAGCAGUACUUAUUUGAGAACGGUAGAAUAGAUAACAUUUUUACUGAGCCCUACUCCAGGUUUAUGAUUGAACUUACGAAACUGUUGAAAAUCUGGGAGCCUACAAUACUUCCAAACGGUUACAUGUUUUCAAGAAUCGAAGAGGAGCACUUAUGGGAGUGUAAGCAGCUGGGUGCCUAUUCCCCCAUUGUGCUCUUGAAUACGCUGCUUUUUUUCAACACCAAAUACUUCCAGCUCAAGAAUGUCAGUGAGCACAUGAAGCUGUCCUUUGCCCAUGUCAUGAGGCGCACCCGGACUCUGAAAUACAACACCAAGUUGACUUAUUUACGCUUCUUCCCGCCUUUCCCAAAGCAGGAGGUAGAACCAGAUAAAUUAGUGGGCAAAAGAAAGCGUCAUGAGGGCGAAGAAGCUGUAGAGAUGGUUGAGAACACUGACAAUCCCUUGAGGUGCCCAGUUCGGCUCUAUGAAUUCUACUUGUCAAAGUGUUCGGAGAGCGUGAAGCAGAGGAGCGACGUCUUUUACCUCCAGCCGGAACGUUCGUGCGUCCCCAAUAGCCCCAUGUGGUAUUCCACUCUGCCAAUCGAUCCCGGGACUUUGGACAUCAUGUUAACGCGGAUCCUCAUGGUAAGGGAAGUGCACGAAGAACUUGCCAAAGUUAAACCGGAGGACUCGGAUCCGGAGCUUUCGGACUAAGCUUGGGCGAAGGGGAGGUCCUCUCUUCUGUUGGUUUGUUUGUUUUGGGUUUUGUUCUCUUCCCUCUCCAUGACACCUUGCAAAAAGCACCCAACUGAAUGCACCCAGACUUCAGAAAACCACUCAUGUCACAACUCCCCCCGGAAGGCACAGCGGACGCUGCAGCAGGUUGCGAAACUCGAGGGACGGAAAGCGGCAGAAGAUGCAGGAGCACCGGAGGGCUUUCGGUGGCUUCGCUUAAGAUGAACUGGAGACCCGUCUCUCCCCCACCCCCAAGUGGUGCUUGUAGUGGAAUAAAAAACAAUUAUGGAUUUGUUUUUCUUAAAAAGGAAAGCAGUGGUGUAUAUCCUUCCCUCCUAACCAUGGAAGCAAAGGAAGCUAGAUGAAGACCCCUGGGUGAUUUUGCCAUGUAGCUGCUACCCACGGAUCCAUGGGGUCGCCUAACACUCGCUGUAGGACGCAAAGCAGAAGGUAGACGGAAGCCCAUGGACAUGCCAUCUGUAACAUACACACCAGAUCCCUCCCUCGCCCUACACCCCCUUUUAUAAUUUUUGUUUUUUUAGGGAAAACUUGGGUUGUUCAAAAGGCUGACUCAGCCACAAGCUGAAGCAAAGAGGGGGAGACUUGGUGGACUGCUGUGACACGUUCUUGCUUUUGAAAACACUGGCAGCAGGAGCAAGCCAAGUUUAGCCAGGCCACCUCCACAAUGGUUUGAUGAGGAAACAGCUCAUUUCUGAAUGAACUCACACACACAUACACAACCACCCCAUGCAGACGAACAGGGUUUGGUACUUGGUUCUCUCCCCACCCCCAAACCACUUGACUGCUUUCAUAACAGCAAGAUGUUCAGAAGUGGUUCCUGAGAAAUUGUGCCCCCUCCCUCCCCGAUUUUUUCUUCAGCCGGCCUAGGCAGCGACUUUUCCUCCACCACCCAUCAGUAAUUUUACAAAUUCAGGAGAGUUGGGACUUCGGAGGCCUUGCAAAUUUUUUGUUGUUGCAUUAUCCCAUUUGUUCUUUUAAACAAGGCGUCAUAAUCCUUGGUUAGCAUGACUUGUGUCCUUUCACUUCCACUCAAAACGGCAUAGAAAUAAGAUUCCAAAUUUGAAAGAGAAUAUGGGUGGCUUGGCUUUGUCUCCCUCUUCCUCUGGGUAGAAAUCCCCUUUAUCAAAAUGCAGGGUGCUUAGGCUUAGCCAAGUCCAUUUCACCAUGUUCUUCAGGCUGAAGACUUUUUCUCAGUCUCGAAGAUCCCUUUGAAAAUUGAAACUAUUUUUUAAAAAAUGGGGGGGGGGGAGAAAUUGUAUGUUUUUAUUAGCAGUUUUGUCCAUUCACCAAAUUUCUAAAAGAGUUCUUUAAAAAAAGCAAAAAGAAACACCCUGUUGGUCUCUCCAGCAUUGAACAAAGCCUUUUGUGUAUGUAUGUGUGCGUGUGUGUGUGUGUGUGUUUGGGGUAUUCUUUUUAACAGUAACAAAGGUUAACAAUAAAAUCAGAAAGUAGUCU
Messenger RNA from Candoia aspera, 6473 nucleotides. It is a transcript of the gene ZMYM4, whose product is annotated as zinc finger MYM-type containing 4. The record is from RefSeq and is a predicted model, not a curated record. Gene Ontology annotation, molecular function: zinc ion binding. The transcript has 30 exons. Bases 513 to 4976 code for a protein of 1487 amino acids. NCBI's taxonomy places the organism in Eukaryota, Metazoa, Chordata, Lepidosauria, Squamata, Candoiidae.